This is a messenger RNA of Ustilaginoidea virens, 1860 nucleotides long. RefSeq lists its product as uncharacterized. The coding region runs from base 1 to 1860 and encodes 619 amino acids. The record is from RefSeq and is a predicted model, not a curated record. The transcript has 5 exons. Gene Ontology annotation, biological process: transmembrane transport. Gene Ontology annotation, molecular function: transmembrane transporter activity. Lineage: Eukaryota; Fungi; Ascomycota; Sordariomycetes; Hypocreales; Clavicipitaceae.
AUGCGCAAGGAGAACAAGGCGAGCAUGGCUACGCAAGCAGCAGCAGAACCGGCAGCAGCAGCAGCAGCAGCAGCAGAACCGGCAGCAGUCACCGCAGAGGCCGCGCGAAUCUCCACCGACAAGACCGAAGUGGCAUCAGCGUCUCUUGCCGACAGGACGUCUGCUCCCGACGACGCCAAUGCCCGUGAGGAAAAAGCCCGCCGGCACGACGACGACCCCAACUACCCCCACGGCCUGAAGCUCGUCCUCAUCAUCACCGCGCUAUGCCUCGCCGUCUUCCUGGUCGCCCUGGACCAGACCAUCAUCGCGCCUGCUCUGGGCGCCAUCACCGGCCAGUUUCAGAGCGUCAAGGACAUUGGGUGGUACGGAAGUUCCUAUCUGCUCACCACGACGGCCCUGCAGCCCAUGUACGGCGCCGUGUAUAAGCUCUUCAACGUCAAGCUGGUGUACCUGGGCGCCGUCCUCGUCUUCGAGCUGGGCAGCUUGCUGAGCGCUGUGGCGCCAAACUCGACUGCCUUUAUCGUCGGACGAGCCAUUGCUGGGAUUGGAACGGCGGGCUUGUUUUCCGGCUCCAUCGUCAUUCUCUCCCUCACCAUGCCUCUGCGAAAACGCCCCGUGGCAUUCGGUCUCAUCGGCGGCAUGUGGGGGAUCGCGUCCGUCGCAGGGCCUCUUAUGGGGGGCGUCUUCACCGAAACGCUCACUUGGCGAUGGUGCUUUUACAUCAACCUCCCCAUCGGGGGGCUGGCCAUGGCCAUUGUCACGCUGUUUCUCUCCGUCAACCGAAACUCCGCCGACACCACGACAAUGACCUUUGCCGAGAGGAUACUGCAGCUCGAUCUUGCAGGCAUCGCCAUCUUCAUCCCCGCCAUUGUCUGUCUCAUCCUGGCGUUGCAGUGGGGGGGCACGGAUUAUCCGUGGAACAGCGCCAAGAUUAUCGGCCUGUUUGUCGGCUUCGGCCUCAUGAUUGCCGUCUUUGCCGGCAUCCAGUUCUGGAAGGGCGACCGGGGAACCCUACCGCCGCGGCUGUUUCGGGACCGCAACGUCUUCUUCGCCAUGCUUUUUGCCUUUUUCUUCGGGGCGGGCUUCUUCCCCCUCAUCUACUACCUCUCCCUGUAUUUCCAAGCUAUUCAGGGCGUAAGCGCCGUCAACGCCGGCAUCAAGAUCCUGCCACUUAUGCUGUCGACCGUCUUGGUUUCGGUCAUGUCCGGCGCCGUCAUAUCCAUGAUCGGCUACUACAGCAUAAUCAUCAUCCCCUGCAUGGUUCUGUUCGCCGUCGGCACCGGCCUGAUCACGACGUUUGGCCUCGACACGCCGUUUGGCAAAUGGUUCGGCUACCAGAUCAUGGCCGGGCUCGGCAUCGGCGCCGGCUUCCAGGUCGGCGUGCUGGUGGUGCAGACGGUGCUGCCGCAGGAGAUGGUGCCGGUCGGCACGGCCUGCGUGCAGUUCUUCCAGGCGUUUGGGGGCGCCGUGUUCGUCGGGGCGGCGCAGAACCUGUUCCAGAACGGCCUGAUCGACGCGCUCGACCAGGCCGACAUUGGCAUCGACGGCAAGCGCUUCAUCAACAGCGGCGCCAGCCAGAUCAAGAACGUGCUGCAGGCCAUGGGCCGCCUGGACGCCCUGGAGACCGUGCUGGAGGCGUACAUGAAGGGUCUGAGGCACACGUACUACAUAUCCGUGGCGUCCGCCUCGUGCGCGUUCCUGGCAGCGCUGUGUCUGCAGUGGAAGUCGGUGAGGAGGGGGCCCGGCGUGGACGGGGACGGGGACGGGGACGGGGACGGGGACGGGGACGGGGACAGCAAGGCUGCGGCAACGCCGAGCGAGGCGUCAGAUGGGGCGUUGGAAAGGGGAGAAAAAGAAUGA